Messenger RNA from Ochotona curzoniae (black-lipped pika), 3274 nucleotides. It is a transcript of the gene KCNQ5, whose product is annotated as potassium voltage-gated channel subfamily Q member 5. Gene Ontology annotation, cellular component: membrane. Gene Ontology annotation, biological process: transmembrane transport; potassium ion transport. The record is from RefSeq and is a predicted model, not a curated record. Bases 367 to 3231 code for a protein of 954 amino acids. Gene Ontology annotation, molecular function: voltage-gated potassium channel activity. The transcript is spliced from 15 exons. Lineage: Eukaryota; Metazoa; Chordata; Mammalia; Lagomorpha; Ochotonidae.
CUCGGAGCGCCCCGCACUCCUCCGCUCCAGCCCCCGAGGGCACUUGGGGAAGGAGGGGAGCGGUGUCCGCGGGAAUAAGAGAGCGCACGAGAAAAACCUCUCCUGGCGACGCCCCCAACAGGGCCCGACUCGGAACUCGGAAGCCGGAGGCUGCAAGCCGAUUGAGACUCCUCGGCCUCCUCCUCCGCACGCCCCGCAGCCCCCGCCCCGAAGCCCGGGGGGCUGUGCCGGCUGCCGGCUUCCCGCCCCUCCUCGGCGCGAAGGUCGCUGCUGGCCGGCGGGCGCCCCGUCGGCUGCCGGCGCACAUGAGGCCGCUGCCCCUACCGCAGGCGCUGGCGCCCCCCUCGCGGUGCCCGUGGUGAUGCCAUGCCCCGCCACCACGCGGGAGGAGAGGAGGGCGGCGCCGCCGGGCUCUGGGUGAAGAGCGGCGCGGCGGCGGCGGCGGCGGCGGGCGGGGGGCGCCUGGGCAGCGGCAUGAAGGAUGUGGAGUCAGGCCGCGGCAGGGUGCUGCUGAACUCGGCGGCCGCCAGGGGCGACGGCCUGCUGCUGCUGGGCACCCGCGCGGCCGCGCUCGGCGGCGGUGGCGGCGGCGGCGGCGGCCUGAGGGAGAGCCGCCGGGGCAAGCAGGGGGCCCGGAUGAGCCUGCUGGGGAAGCCGCUCUCCUACACGAGUAGCCAGAGCUGCCGGCGCAACGUCAAGUACCGGCGGGUGCAGAACUAUCUGUACAACGUGCUGGAGAGACCCCGCGGCUGGGCGUUCGUCUAUCACGCGUUCGUUUUUCUCCUUGUGUUUGGUUGCCUGAUUUUGUCAGUGUUUUCUACCAUCCCUGAGCACACAAAGUUGGCCUCGAGUUGUCUCCUGAUUCUGGAGUUCGUGAUGAUUGUCGUCUUUGGUUUGGAAUUCAUCAUUCGGAUCUGGUCUGCAGGUUGCUGUUGUCGGUAUAGAGGAUGGCAAGGAAGGCUAAGGUUUGCCCGAAAACCCUUCUGUGUUAUAGAUACCAUUGUUCUUAUUGCUUCAAUAGCAGUUGUUUCUGCAAAAACUCAGGGAAAUAUUUUUGCCACGUCCGCACUGAGAAGUCUCCGUUUCCUGCAGAUCCUCCGUAUGGUGCGCAUGGACCGAAGGGGAGGCACUUGGAAAUUAUUAGGCUCAGUGGUUUAUGCUCACAGCAAGGAGCUAAUCACAGCUUGGUACAUAGGAUUUUUGGUUCUUAUUUUUUCAUCUUUCCUUGUCUAUCUGGUGGAAAAGGAUGCCAACAAAGAAUUUUCUACAUAUGCAGAUGCUCUCUGGUGGGGAACAAUUACAUUGACAACUAUCGGCUAUGGAGACAAAACUCCCCUAACUUGGCUGGGAAGAUUGCUAUCCGCAGGCUUCGCACUCCUUGGCAUUUCUUUCUUUGCACUUCCUGCUGGCAUUCUUGGCUCAGGUUUUGCAUUAAAAGUACAGGAACAGCACCGCCAGAAGCACUUUGAGAAACGAAGGAACCCAGCUGCCAACCUCAUUCAGUGUGUUUGGCGUAGCUAUGCAGCUGACGAGAAAUCUGUUUCCAUUGCAACCUGGAAGCCCCACUUGAAGGCUUUGCACACCUGCAGCCCUACCAAGAAAGAACAAGGGGAAGCAUCAAGCAGUAAGUUCUGUAGUAAUAAGCAGAAGCUCUUCAGAAUGUACACCUCAAGGAAGCAGAGUCAGAAGCUAAGUUUUAAGGAACGAGUGCGCAUGGCUAGCCCAAGGGGCCAGAGUAUUAAGAGCAGACAAGCUUCAGUAGGUGACAGGAGGUCCCCAAGCACCGACAUCACAGCGGAGGGCAGCCCCACCAAGGUGCAGAAGAGCUGGAGCUUCAAUGACCGCACCCGUUUCCGGCCCUCACUGCGCAUCAAAAGUUCUCAGCCAAAGCCAGUGAUAGACGCUGACACAGCGCUUGGCACUGAUGAUGUAUAUGAUGAAAAAGGAUGCCAGUGUGACGUAUCAGUAGAAGACCUAACCCCACCACUUAAAACUGUCAUUCGAGCUAUCAGAAUUAUGAAAUUUCAUGUUGCAAAACGCAAGUUUAAGGAAACACUACGCCCAUAUGAUGUAAAGGAUGUCAUUGAACAGUAUUCUGCUGGUCAUCUAGACAUGUUGUGUAGAAUUAAAAGCCUUCAAACACGUGUUGAUCAAAUCCUUGGAAAAGGGCAAAUCACGUCAGAUAAAAAGAGCCGAGAGAAAAUUACAGCAGAACAUGAGACCACAGAUGACCUCAGUAUGCUUGGCCGUGUGGUUAAGGUUGAAAAACAGGUUCAGUCAAUUGAAACCAAGCUGGACUGCCUGUUGGAUAUCUACCAGCAGGUCCUCCGGAAAGGCACCGCCUCUGCCCUCACUUUGGCUUCAUUCCAGAUCCCACCUUUUGAAUGUGAACAGACAUCCGACUAUCAAAGCCCUGUAGACAGCAAAGAUCUGUCCAGUUCUGUGCAGAACAGUGGCUGCUUAACCAGAUCAGCUAGUGCCAACAUCUCGCGAGGCCUGCAGUUCAUUCUGACACCAAAUGAGUUCAGUGCCCAGACUUUCUAUACGCUUAGCCCUACUAUGCACAGUCAAGCCACACAGGUGCCAAUCAGUCAAAAUGAUGGCUCCGCAGCAGCGGCCACCAACGUUGCAAACCAAAUAAAUGUGGCACCCAAGCCAGCAGCCCCAACCACCUUACAAAUCCCACCUCCUCUCCCAGCCAUCAAGCACCUGCCCAGGCCAGAGACCUUGCACCUAAACCCCGCAGGCUUACAGGAGAGCAUUUCCGACGUCACCACCUGCCUUGUUGCCUCCAAGGAGAAUGUUCAAGUUGCACAGUCGAAUCUGACCAAGGACUGUUCUCUGAGGAAAAGCUUUGACAUGGGAGGAGAUACUCUGUUGUCUGUCCAUCCCACGGUACCGAAGGACUUGGGCAAAUCUUUAUCUGUACAAAAUCUGAUCAGGUCGACAGAGGAACUGAAUAUACAGCUUUCAGGGAGUGAAUCAAGUGGCUCCAGGGGCAGUCAAGAGUUCUACCCCAAGUGGAGGGAAUCCAAAUUGUUUAUAACUGAUGAAGAGGUGGGGCUUGAAGAUGCAGAAACAGACACUUUCGAUGCCGCCCCGCAGCCUGCCAGUGAAGCUGGGUUUGCGACGGACUCUCUAAGGACUGGAAGAUCACGAUCAUCUCAGAGCAUUUGUAAGGCAGGGGAAAGUACAGAUGCCCUCAGCUUGCCCCAUAUCAAACUGAAAUAAGUUCUUUGUUUUCUUUCUAGGCAUAGCAGUUCCUUUAGCCAUA